UAUCGUGGCAUGGGUAUAUAAACACAAAUGGUCUAAUCGUGUAAAUUCAUGUAGUCAACAAAAUGGCUACUACGAAUGAUUCAAAGGCGCCAUUGCGCCAAGUAAAAAGAGUACAAUUUGGUAUAUUAUCUCCAGAUGAAAUCCGACGUAUGUCAGUCACAGAAGGGGGAAUACGCUUUCCCGAAACAAUGGAAGGUGGAAGACCCAAGCUUGGAGGUCUUAUGGAUCCACGACAAGGGGUGAUAGACAGGAGUUCCAGAUGCCAGACUUGUGCUGGAAACAUGACAGAAUGCCCUGGACACUUUGGACAUAUUGAUCUGGCAAAGCCAGUAUUUCAUAUAGGUUUUAUAACAAAGACAAUAAAAAUAUUAAGAUGUGUUUGUUUCUACUGUUCAAAAUUGCUUGUUAGCCCGACUAAUCCAAAAAUAAAAGAAGUUGUUAUGAAAUCAAAAGGACAACCUCGUAAAAGGUUGACAUAUGUCUAUGACUUGUGUAAAGGUAAAAAUAUUUGUGAAGGAGGUGAAGAUAUGGAUAUAGGCAAGGAAGGGGAAGAAGGCAAAAGAGGUUCUGGACAUGGGGGAUGUGGUCACUAUCAGCCAUCCAUCAGGCGGCAAGGAUUAGAUCUUACAGCUGAGUGGAAGCAUGCUAAUGAAGAUACACAAGAAAAAAAAAUUACUAUCACAGCAGAAAGAGUGUGGGAAAUUCUUAAGCAUAUCACAGAUGAAGAAUCCUUCAUAUUAGGUAUGGAUCCCAAAUUUGCUAGACCUGACUGGAUGAUAGUCACAGUAUUGCCUGUACCACCAUUGUCAGUAAGACCUGCUGUAGUUAUGUUUGGUGCUGCCAAAAAUCAAGAUGAUUUAACUCACAAACUUUCUGACAUUAUAAAAGCUAAUAAUGAGUUAAUGAGAAAUGAACAGUCAGGAGCAGCUGCUCACGUGCUUGCUGUAAAUAUCAGAAUGCUACAGUUUCAUGUUGCCACAUUUGUGGAUAAUGACAUGCCUGGUAUGCCAAAAGCUAUGCAGAAGUCUGGUAAACCACUUAAAGCUAUCAAAGCAAGGCUGAAAGGAAAAGAAGGUAGAAUCAGAGGGAACCUUAUGGGAAAACGUGUGGAUUUCUCAGCUCGUACUGUCAUUACACCAGAUCCAAAUUUGCGUAUUGAUCAAGUUGGUGUACCGCGAUCUAUUGCACAAAAUUUAACAUUCCCUGAAUUAGUCACUCCUUUUAAUAUUGACAGAAUGCAGGAACUUGUAAGGAGAGGGAAUGCACAGUAUCCUGGAGCUAAAUAUAUAGUCAGAGAUAAUGGAGAAAGAAUAGAUUUGAGAUUUCAUCCCAAACCAUCUGAUUUACACUUGCAAUAUGGUUAUAAAGUAGAAAGACAUUUACGAGAUGAUGAUUUAGUUAUUUUCAACCGGCAACCGACACUACAUAAAAUGAGUAUGAUGGGACAUAGAGUCAAAGUAUUACCAUGGUCAACAUUUCGCAUGAAUUUGAGCUGUACAUCUCCAUACAAUGCUGAUUUUGAUGGAGAUGAAAUGAAUUUACAUGUACCACAAUCUAUGGAAACGCGUGCUGAGGUGGAAAAUAUUCACAUUACACCCAGACAGAUCAUUACUCCACAAGCCAAUAAACCUGUUAUGGGUAUUGUACAAGAUACUUUAACAGCUGUUAGAAAAAUGACAAAACGAGACGUAUUUUUAACAAAAGAACAAGUAAUGAACUUAUUGAUGUUUCUUCCUACAUGGGAUGGUAAAAUUCCACAACCCUGCAUUUUAAAACCACAACCUUUAUGGACUGGGAAACAAAUAUUUACAUUAAUUAUUCCUGGCAAUGUAAAUAUGAUCAGAACCCAUUCUACACAUCCCGAUGAAGAAGAUGAUGGGCCUUAUAAAUGGAUUUCUCCAGGAGACACUAAAGUCGUUGUGGAGCAUGGAGAGCUUUUAAUGGGCAUCUUAUGUAAGAAAUCUUUGGGUGCUUCAGCUGGUUCUCUGCUACAUAUUUGCAUGUUGGAGUUAGGGCAUGAAGUUGCGGGCCGAUUUUACGGUAACAUUCAAACAGUAAUCAACAAUUGGCUUUUAUUAGAGGGACAUUCUAUUGGUAUUGGUGACACUAUUGCUGAUCCACAAACAUAUCAAGAGAUUCAGCGUGCAAUUGUAAAAGCGAAAGAUGAUGUCAUAGAGGUAAUCCAGAAAGCCCACAACAUGGAGCUAGAACCUACACCUGGUAAUACACUUAGACAAACAUUCGAAAAUCAAGUAAAUCGUAUAUUAAAUGACGCUCGUGACAAAACUGGUGGUUCAGCUAAAAAAUCCUUAACAGAAUAUAACAACCUGAAGGCUAUGGUAGUAGCUGGUUCUAAAGGUUCAAAUAUUAAUAUUUCACAAGUCAUUGCUUGUGUAGGUCAACAGAAUGUUGAAGGUAAACGAAUUCCAUUUGGAUUCCGCAAAAGAACAUUGCCACAUUUUAUCAAGGAUGAUUAUGGUCCAGAAUCAAGAGGAUUUGUAGAAAAUUCUUAUCUUGCUGGAUUGACACCUUCUGAGUUUUAUUUUCAUGCUAUGGGAGGUCGUGAGGGUCUUAUCGAUACUGCUGUGAAAACUGCAGAAACUGGGUAUAUCCAGCGUCGUUUAAUAAAGGCCAUGGAGUCUGUAAUGGUCCAUUAUGAUGGGACAGUUCGUAAUUCAGUUGGACAACUUAUUCAGUUAAGGUAUGGCGAGGAUGGAUUAGCUGGUGAAACAGUAGAGUUCCAAAAUUUACCUACAGUGAAAUUAUCUAACAAGGCCUUUGAAAAGAAAUUCAAAUUUGAUCCAUCUAAUGAAAGAUAUCUAAAGCGAAUAUUCAAUGAAGACAUCAUUAAAGAAUUAACAGAGUCUGGUUAUGUUAUUGCUGACCUUGAAAGUGAAUGGGAACAAUUAUCUAAAGACAGAGAGAUACUUCGUCAGAUUUUCCCAAGUGGCGAGUCUAAAGUUGUGUUACCUUGUAACUUUAAACGGAUGAUUUGGAAUGUGCAAAAGAUUUUCCAUAUAAAUAAGAGAAUGCCAACAGAUUUAAGUCCUAUAAAAGUUAUACAAGGUGUAAAAGACCUCCUUAGAAAGUGUGUGAUUGUAGCAGGAGAAGAUCGUUUAUCUAAACAAGCUAAUGAAAAUGCAACAUUGUUGUUUCAAUGUUUGGUCAGGUCUACCUUAUGCACCAAAUUCGUAUCUGAGGAAUAUAGACUGUCUAGUGAAGCCUUUGAAUGGUUGAUAGGAGAAAUUGAAACACGUUUCCAACAAGCUCAAGUAAAUCCAGGUGAAAUGGUUGGUGCAUUAGCUGCUCAGUCUCUUGGCGAACCUGCUACACAGAUGACAUUGAACACUUUCCACUUUGCUGGAGUGUCAUCUAAAAAUGUAACUCUUGGUGUGCCACGUCUAAAAGAAAUUAUUAACAUUUCUAAAAAACCGAAAGCACCAUCUUUAACUGUGUUUUUGACAGGUGGUGCUGCUAGAGAUGCUGAGAAAGCUAAAAAUGUUCUCUGUCGAUUAGAGCAUACCACUUUAAGGAAGGUAACUGCUAAUACCGCUAUUUACUAUGACCCUGAACCUCAAAAUACUGUUAUUGCUGAAGAUCAAGAAUUUGUGAAUGUAUAUUACGAAAUGCCUGAUUUUGAUCCUACGAAAAUAUCACCGUGGUUGUUACGUAUUGAGUUAGAUCGCAAGAGGAUGACUGAUAAGAAACUCACUAUGGAACAAAUAGCAGAAAAAAUUAAUGCUGGAUUUGGAGAUGAUUUAAAUUGUAUAUUCAAUGAUGAUAAUGCUGAAAAGCUUGUAUUACGUAUAAGAAUUAUGAAUAAUGAAGAAAACAAAUUCCAAGACAAUGAUGAAGAAACUGUAGACAAAAUGGAAGAUGAUAUGUUUUUAAGAUGCAUAGAGGCCAACAUGUUGUCAGAUAUGACACUACAAGGCAUAGAGGCUAUAGCAAAGGUGUACAUGCAUCUACCUCAAACAGAAGCAAAGAAACGCAUCAUAAUUACAGAACAAGGAGAAUUUAAAGCUAUUGCUGAAUGGUUAUUGGAAACUGAUGGUACUUCUUUGAUGAAAGUGCUUUCGGAACGUGACGUUGAUCCAAUUAGAACCUUUAGUAACGAUAUUUGUGAAAUAUUCCAAGUAUUAGGUAUUGAAGCUGUACGUAAAUCAGUUGAAAAGGAAAUGAAUGCUGUUUUGCAAUUCUAUGGAUUAUACGUGAACUACCGUCAUCUCGCCUUGCUUUGUGAUGUCAUGACUGCUAAGGGUCAUCUCAUGGCUAUUACACGCCACGGCAUCAAUAGACAAGAUACUGGUGCUUUGAUGAGAUGUUCAUUCGAAGAAACAGUAGACGUGUUGUUGGACGCUGCAAGUCACGCGGAAGUUGAUCCUAUGAGAGGCGUAUCGGAGAACAUUAUUAUGGGACAAUUGCCCAGAAUGGGAACUGGAUGUUUCGAUUUACUACUUGACGCUGAGAAAUGUAAACAUGGAAUGGAGAUGGGAGGUCUUGGAGUUGGAAUGGGCGUUGGUGGCGGAAUGUAUUUCGGUGUCGGUACUCCUUCAAUGACGCCCCUUAUGACUCCAUGGUCUACACAGAACACACCCGGAUAUGGUAGCAGUGUGUGGUCUCCAGGUCAAGUUGGCAGCAGUAUGACGCCUGGUGGUCCAUCAUUCUCACCUUCUGGAGCAUCAGAUGCAUCUGGUUUGUCACCAGCAUACAGUGCGUGGUCUCCUCAACCUGGAUCUCCUGGUUCUCCUGGUCCACCAUUGUCACCUUAUGCUUCUCCGGCAGGAGCGUCGCCAUCUUAUUCACCUACUAGUCCACUAUAUGCCCCUGCUUCUCCCAGUCUCACGCCGUCAUCAUCUCAAUAUCCUCCUUCUCCUUCUUACUCUCCUACAUCUCCGAACUAUUCUCCUACUUCACCCAUAUAUUCGCCAACUUCUCCAAGUUACUCUCCUACAUCACCUGGGUAUUCGCCUACAUCUCCUUCCUAUUCACCUACAUCACCGAGUUAUUCGCCGACGUCUCCUAGUUACUCACCUACGAGUCCCGCAUAUUCUCCAACUUCCCCAAGUUAUUCACCUACUUCGCCCAGUUAUUCACCAACAAGUCCGUCAUAUUCACCGACUAGCCCAUCAUAUUCUCCUACGAGUCCGGCGUAUUCCCCAACAUCGCCUGGUUACUCGCCGACAUCACCAAGCUACUCUCCAACUAGCCCAGUUUAUAGCCCAGCUUCUCAUAGCUACUCCCCAUCUUCACCAAAUUACACACCGACAUCCCCUGCCUAUUCGCCAACAAGCCCUUCGUACUCACCCACAUCGCCAGCAUAUUCUCCAACUUCUCCCAACUACUCACCAUCAUCUCCGAAAUAUACUCCAACGUCGCCGAAUUAUUCACCAACAUCGCCGUCACUUUCUGGUGGCAGUCCUACUUAUUCGCCUACAAGCCCGCAAUAUUCUCCUACAAGUCCUCAAUAUUCUCCUACUAGUCCAGCAUAUUCACCGUCUUCACCACAACACCCUGGAAGUAUGCGGUACACAUCGUCUUCACCAAAUUAUUCUCCGUCAUCUCCGAACUAUUCACCUUCAUCGCCUGGCUAUUCUCCAUCAUCGACGAAGUAUUCUCCUACAUCUCUGACUUAUACACCGACAUCUCCUAACUAUUCACCUUCUUCUCCCGCGUAUUCUCCGAACUCGGGUGCUCCUUCAACGUAUUCUCCUAACUCUCCAACAUAUUCUCCGACUUCGCCCAUCUAUGACGAUAGUGAUGAUUAAAUAUCGUUUUCAUAUACUACUUUUUUACUACGUAUAUUACUUUUGGACUAUAAAACAUUUUUGUAUGAAUACGUUAAUAAAUUACAUAACGUAUACACAAACGGUGUUAAUUCAAAUAUUAUAUUCUGAAAUGAUUUGAAACCAUUUUUAAUUUAAUAAUAGUUAGUUAUUAUAUUUUUGUUAUUAAAAGUGUCUUUGCUUUUUGGAGUAAGCAAUAUAUAAUAUAAUUGUGAAUCUUGGAGUAUCCCUAUUUUUUAUAGAUUGAAGUGAGUAAGGUGAUUCAAACCAGAUUUAAUUAGAUAUUAAGGAGACAUGUCUUAUUAUUAUUUUAAAAUAAAAUAGAAAUAUAUAAAA
Achroia grisella is the source of this 6122-nucleotide messenger RNA. It is a transcript of the gene RpII215, whose product is annotated as DNA-directed RNA polymerase II subunit RPB1. Gene Ontology annotation, cellular component: RNA polymerase II, core complex. Gene Ontology annotation, biological process: transcription by RNA polymerase II. The record is from RefSeq and is a predicted model, not a curated record. The transcript has 7 exons. The coding region runs from base 63 to 5768 and encodes 1901 amino acids. Gene Ontology annotation, molecular function: DNA binding. Lineage: Eukaryota; Metazoa; Arthropoda; Insecta; Lepidoptera; Pyralidae.